AUGCCAACCGCAUCCGCGGCCCGUGCUUUCGCCCUCGCGAACAACAUUUCUGCUAACCAGAUCCGCGACGAUUACGAGCGCCGCCGCGAGCAAGCCGCGAGAGAGGCCCAGAACUCCGCACCACAGACACCCGACGCUGGCUCCAGCUCGAACAACGACGCUCAAGAGGAGGUAGAGGCGGGCCCUUCUUCCGCGUCCACCAGGAAGCGCAAGGCUAGCGAGAUAGCUGCAGAGGCAAAGAACCUGGCCAAGAUCAAGAAGAGCAAGGCUUUCCAAAGGAGGAAGGCCCAGCGGAAGGCCCAGGCUGGAGACAGUGACUCGGACUACGACGACGCUCUUGCCAAAGACAUGUAUAAGAAAUCGCAGCCUCCGCCUGGCCAACUCGAGAAUUGCGAGGUCUGCAACAAGAGGUUCACCGUCACACCAUACAGCAAGACCGGCCCCGACGGAGGCCUGUUGUGCACACCCUGCGGCAAAGAGCUUGCUGCCGAGGCUGGCCCAUCGAAGAAGCAGAAGAAGCCCGCUGGUCAGACGCGCCGCCGCAAGCUCGAAAGUGAUCGCAUGGACGCGACAUACAAGCCUCAGGGAGCCAAGACACUUGAACAACUUUGCAUCGAGAAGGUCGCGAAGCACCACAAUGAUAUCGACGAAUUCGGUGACCUUCCCGAGAACGUUCUGGAGAGGAUUGCUGAGAUCUUCUCCAAGAAACGUGUUCUCACCCCGCGCACGCUGAAACUCUUCCUACGUUCCGACCUUGACAGCGUUGCCGUCCAUGACGCAGCAUACCUCGAGACUGAGGACUACAACGAGCUCUUCGCCAACGUUCCGCACAUUCAGAAAGUCAUCUUUCGAAAUGCCUGCCAGUUCAAGGACGAGAACGUCGAGUACAUGCUCGACAAGUGCAAGAAUAUCCAGUACCUGCAACUCUAUGCCUCGAACCUGGUCACCAACGACGUGUGGCACCAGCUCUUCAAGCGCCAGGGACAGAAGCUGCAGGAUGUCAAGCUCCAAUGGCUUGAUGCGGCAUUUGAUGACGAUGUUGUGAAGACUAUGGUCAAGUCUGCCCCCAAUCUCGUCCGCCUCAAACUGAAGCUUUGCCGCCGCAUCACCUCAAAGUCCAUCGAUUACAUUGCCAAACUCAAGAAUCUCCGUCACCUUUCGCUCCAGACGUCCGCAGAGGUUCCAAGUGAGCGUGUUGUGAACCUGGUUGGCUGCGUUGGUGAGGAAUUGGAGACACUCUCACUUGAGCACUUUCUGGAUGCGAAUGACGAUGUUCUUGACGCCAUUCACACUCAGUGCAGGAACCUUUGCAAGCUUCGCUUCUCCGAGAAUGACUACUGCUCCGACGGCGGCUUCGCUGCUCUGUUCACGGACUGGGCUAAUCCGCCGCUCCGCAUUGCCGACUUCAACAGUACUCGAGAUGUCGACAAUUCGAACCCCAAUGGGCCUGAGGAGGCCAUCGGCCUUGCGUCAGACGGCUUUCAAGCACUCAUGGACCACUCUGGUGAAAAGCUCCAGUCUUUGAACAUUGCCUCGUGCCGUCAUAUCUCACACACGGCCUUCAUGAACGUGUUCGAUGGCCAGAAAAUCUACCCAGAACUCAAGACCAUCGAUAUCUCCUUCUGCAACACUGUUGAUACAGUUGUUGUCGCUGGAAUAUUCAAAUCAUGCCCCAACCUGGAGCGCCUGGUCAGUUUCGGCAAUUUCAGCGUCGAAGGAGUCGUUGUUCCCAAGGGAAUCAUUCUCAUCGGCGUUCCGAAAGCUCUGGACACUAUCGAGCAAGCUGGCAUCACUGACUUCGACGUGGCGGUGGCGGCUUCGUUGAUGGAGCCUCUGGAGCAGGCUUCGAACAUGAUGGUCGACGUGGGUGCUUGA
Messenger RNA from Lasiodiplodia theobromae, 1875 nucleotides. Its product is annotated as DNA repair protein. The transcript is spliced from 3 exons. Gene Ontology annotation, biological process: SCF-dependent proteasomal ubiquitin-dependent protein catabolic process. The record is from RefSeq and is a predicted model, not a curated record. The coding region runs from base 1 to 1875 and encodes 624 amino acids. Gene Ontology annotation, cellular component: SCF ubiquitin ligase complex. Lineage: Eukaryota; Fungi; Ascomycota; Dothideomycetes; Botryosphaeriales; Botryosphaeriaceae.